Cavia porcellus (domestic guinea pig) is the source of this 4277-nucleotide messenger RNA. RefSeq names its product interleukin 21 receptor (gene Il21r). The transcript is spliced from 11 exons. Gene Ontology annotation, cellular component: membrane; external side of plasma membrane. Gene Ontology annotation, biological process: cytokine-mediated signaling pathway. Bases 782 to 2299 code for a protein of 505 amino acids. The record is from RefSeq and is a predicted model, not a curated record. Gene Ontology annotation, molecular function: protein binding; cytokine receptor activity. Lineage: Eukaryota; Metazoa; Chordata; Mammalia; Rodentia; Caviidae.
CCCCGCCUGCUUCAGGGAUGGCAAUGGCUGACCAGCGGCAGUGGAGGACUCAGGCUUAGUGUUCUGCUUCCCUCUGUAUGUGACUGACGGCCGGCCACACACUCUCCAUGUGUCUGUCUGCCUGCCUGUCUGUCCAGCCCAGGUGCAGCCAGCUGGUUCCUGUGGGACUCCUUCCUCCUUCUGUCUGGCUGUCUUCUGUCACUGUAUUCCUUUCCGGGGACACCUGUUCAGAAGCCCAGCUGUCCCUCAGUCUGGGUGACUGUCCGGUGGCUCGGAUUGGCUGUGGAUUCUCACCCCAGACUGGCUUUCUCAGACCCUCAUCUCCCACCUCCACCCCCAGGAGGCCACCAGAGUGCCACCCCGCACACAGAAUGGACUUCUGAGCAAACUGAAACAGCAGAUGUUUUAUGGCACAGAGGACUCAGAUUGCUGGUUGGUGGAUGCUACUUUCCAAAUCAGUCCUUCUUUCCUCCCUCCGUCCCUCCCAUCCAUAUAAUUGUGGCAGGCUCCUGCAGGCUUGGGAAUUCAGCAUGCAACCGCGUGGCUGGGUCGCUGCUUUGCUCCUGCUGAUGCUCCAGGGUGGCCAUCGCCAGGGCUGCUCCUCCCUCCUCUGGGGGCAAAGACUGUCCUUGGGGAACCUGAGCCAGCUGAGAAAGGCAGCCUUUCUCCCAGCCACUGGAGCCCUAGGGGACCAAUGGAGAUGACACAGCCAUGAGGCUGGGGCUGCCCAGCCCUCGACUGCUACACCGAUUACCUCCGGAGCAUCACCUGCGUGGUGGAGAUGCGGACCCUCCGCUCCAGCACACUCUCUAUUACCUGGCAAGACCCGUAUGUGGAACUGCAGGACGAGGUCACCUUCUGCAGCCUGCACAGGUCCAGCCACAAUGCCACACACGCCACGCACACGUGCCACAUGGACGUGUACUCCUUCAUGGCUGAUGACAGCUUUACCGUCAACGUGACAGACGAGUCUGGUGGCUACUCCCGGGAGUGCGGCUCCUUCCAGGUGGCUAGCAGAAUCAAGCCGGCUCCUCCUUUCAAUGUGACUGUGACCUUCUCGGGACACUAUAACAUCUCUUGGCGCUCGGAUUACUAUGAAGAGCCCGUCUCCUACGCACUGCGGGGCAAGCUGCGGUAUGAGCUGCAGUACAGGAACCGGGCGGACCCCUUGGCGCUGAGUCCAGUGACUAAGUUGAUCUCCGUGGAUUCCAGAAGUGUUUCCUUUCUCCCCGGGGAGUUCCGCAAAAACUCAAGCUACGAACUGCAGGUGCGGGCAGGACCUCAGCCGGGUUCAGCCUUUUCGGGAACCUGGAGCGAGUGGAGUGACCCUGUCAUCUUUCAGACCCAGCCUGAGGAGUCCAAGGCAGGCUGGGACACCCGCCUGCUGCUCCUGCUCCUGUCGCUGGUUGUCUUGGUUCCUCCGGCCUUCGUCUUUGCGGGCCUAAAGAUCCGCCUGCCUUGGAGACUGUGGAAGGAGGUGUGGGCACCUGUGCCCAGCCCAGAGCGGUUCUUCCAGCCCUUGUAUGAGAGCCACAGAGGAGAUUUCAAGAAGUGGGUGAGCGCCCCCUUUACUGCCUCCAGCCUGCAGCUGGGACCCUGGAGCCCGGCAGCACCCUCCAUUCUGGAGGUGAUUGACGGCCACUCAUCACGGAAUCUGGCCAAGGGGCUGGAGGCCCUGGGGCUGACGGGGUCUACAGACCUGCUGGAGUCCGAUGGUGCCCCUGAGCCCGAGUCUUCCUCCAUGGCCGGCAGUCCGCACGGCUCAGACUACAGCGAGGAGAAGGACCGGCCCUAUGGCCUCCUGUCUAUCCACACAGUGACAGUGGCGGAUGUAGAGCAACUGUGCACCUGGCCUUGCAGCUGUGAGGAGGACGGCUACCCAGCCUUGAACCUGGACACUGGCCUGGAGCCUGGUCCCAGCCCAGAGCACCUUCUGUUGGACACCGGGACCACAGUUCUGUCCUGUGGCUGCGUCUCAGCAGGGGACCCUCGGCUGGGAGGGCCACUGGGCAGCCUGCUGCACAAGCUAAAGCUACCUCCUACAGAUGAGGAGGACUGGGCUUCGGAGCCACCCUGGGGUGGGGUGUCACCUGGGGGGGUCUCCGAGAGUGAGGCGGGCUCACCCCCCGCUGGCCUGGACAUGGACACAUUUGAUAGCGGCUUUGCAGGCUCGGACUGCGGCAGCCCAGUGGAGUGUGACUUUGCCAGCCCCAAGGACGAGGAUCCACCCCGGAGCUACCUCCGCCAGUGGGUGAUCAUGGAGCCUCUGCCUGAGGGACCUGAGCCCCAGGCCAGCUAGAGAAGUGGCCAGGCUGUCUAGGACUGGCCGUGCCACUGGGCCAGGACAAACCCAUUGGCAGGGUCCAGAGACAGGGCCAGCUAGAUGGUGACAGGAAGAGGCCUGCUGCUGGGCCUCCUGCUGGGCUUUGGUCCAAUGUUUACAGUGCUCAUGUCUGUGUGUUUGUGUGAAGGUUGGUGUGCCAUGCACACCAUGGCUGUGGUGUGUGUCAGCUGCCACACCUGUGUCUGUUCCUGUGCCAGGAGUGUGGGCAGCUGGGGUGCCUGUGGGGCGCAGAUGCCAGCCCCUCUUUGCCUGCUGCAGGCUGAGGGGGACUGUGCUGGGAUCAGGUGCUGUCUGGGACAGGUGUCACGCCCAGUCCCUCAGGUCCCAACGCUAGGAGCCCAAGAAAUCCAGGCUGCUCCAGUCACCUCUCAGGAAGGAGAAAGGACAGUGUGAGUCCACAGUGACCCUGGGGGGUGACCAGGAUGUAGGUCUGAAUGCUGACUCUGAGCCUUCUCGCCUGUGAAGCCCAGAGUGAGGGUUUUCCUGUCUGGACAGUGAGGCAGACAUGACCCGCCUUAGAGGGCCAUGCACAACUUCCUGCCGCCUGUGGCCUGUGGCCAGGCAGGCUGGCGCCGGGGGGUGGGGGGUAGAAGCCACCAUGCUGGCAGCCUGGUGUCAGGGUCAGCCCCCGGCACAGGUGCACAGGGGGUUUCCAGGCUGAAAGUCACUCAGCCUUGCCUCAGAAACAGCCCCCAUUAACCAAGAUUUCUUUUUCUGACUUCUGCUGCCCACUUUUUUUCUUCUUUUUAAAAAUCCCCUUACCCCAGAACUAUUUAUCAAGUACCAAUUAAUUAUAUGCCAGGCAUUAUGCAGGUAGCAUGGCACCCAAAGGACCCUGCCCUGUAGUACUCGGAGUGGGGUAGGGGACACAGAGACACAGGCAGGAGUGAUACCCUGUGUGCCCCGUGUGCCACCGCACCCUGCUCUCCCUCCCCUGCUCAGUCCUGGCACCUUAUUUAUUACCCUGAGGAGUCAGGGGAAGCCAAGCUGCUUGCCAGUGAUUUCUCAGCGAUCCUGUUGAAAUGUGAAUUAAGAAGCUAAACACCCCAUUGCCCAUCAGUGCCAGGCGUUACAUAAAGCGCCUGGUUUCAGAAGCUAGGUUGCUUUGCUUCUAAGGAUGCCCCUAGAGGUGGCUUGGGUUUUUCAGGACCAGGUAGGGGUAAGGCCUGAGGGUGUGAUUCCCUUCAGGAGCCUGAGGGAGCGCCUGUCCCAGGCUGCGCUCAGCGGGUUUCUGGAGAAAGAUCUGACACAGAAGGAAGGUCUGUGUCUGCUUCGGGAGUAUCUCAGGGAGGUCACUGAGGGAGAGCACAAGCACUCUCAGUGCCAGCAUGAGGCUGAAAGUUCUAGAACACCACUGGGUCUAAUAGCAAGCUGUCGACAGGUGUUGGGUGUGGGGCUUAGAUGGGCACUCGAGGGGAAACCACAGCUCCUGCACAUGCAUACUGCCCCCCUCCCCUCCGGAUACCCUCGAGACAGCGUGGGGGGAAGGUGUGCAGUGGCUUUCACACCUCUUGGAUGCAGCAAGGUGCAGGCGCCGCCUGAGCCACAGCUCCCCAGGGAGCGCUCAGCUCUGCAGCCGUGGAGUGGGAGACUGGGGCCACCUGGGGAGGACGUGCUCCGCCCGGCCUCAUCUCUGAUGCAGAUGCUGCUGGAUCGCUCACGUGUGAGUGUGGUGCAAAAGGGCGACGAGAGCAGGUCUCGUGGGCAGGCUGGGUUCCUGCGUGGAGGCAGCGUGGAGGGUGGAAGGCUGCAUGGGUGCAGAAGGACAGUCAGAGGCCUGAAGGAAGACAGGUUGGAUGCAGAGACAGAGAAAUAGGUGCUGGAAACUGCCAAGAGACCUAGCACGAGUCCUACCAGGGCAGUGACUUUAUUUAGUUCACUGCUUUAUCCCCAGUCUGGCAUACGGUUGACACGCAAUAAAGCCCCAUCUGUA